Messenger RNA from Ostertagia ostertagi, 240 nucleotides. The record is from the annotation of a GenBank genome assembly. NCBI's taxonomy places the organism in Eukaryota, Metazoa, Nematoda, Chromadorea, Rhabditida, Trichostrongylidae.
AUGAGAGCGAAGUUUGUGCGGUGGGUCGUGAUGGUGAUGGCAUUGGCCACCGGUCCGUUUUUGCCGUCGUUGAAUGGCGAUUUCGUGUUCGAUGACGCGGCCACUGUACUCAACAAUCCCAUUGUGAAUGGCCGAGGCAGCAUCAAACAGGUCUUCAGCACGGAUUACUGGGGUCACCCAAUCGCUUCGCCCCAAAGCCACAAAAGCUAUCGGCCGCUCACUACUCUAACGUUUUGGUGA